Molecule: messenger RNA, 5147 nt
Organism: Drosophila hydei
Lineage: Eukaryota; Metazoa; Arthropoda; Insecta; Diptera; Drosophilidae
Product: cGMP-specific 3',5'-cyclic phosphodiesterase
Exons: 14
Coding region: 829-4185 (1118 amino acids)
Biological process (GO): signal transduction
Molecular function (GO): protein binding; 3',5'-cyclic-nucleotide phosphodiesterase activity
Source: RefSeq, a predicted model, not a curated record
CUUCAAAAUUUGUUUUCACACAGUUUCAUUUUGUUUUCUGUCUUCACUUGCGCGCGCUUUUGCUCUCUCUCUGUCUCUGUCUGUCUUAUGGCCCUUUUGGAGACGCGCCAAACGAUAGAAUGGUGCCCUAGGCUGACGAAUCAAUACAAAUGGCUGAGUUUAUGCAAAUCUGCUAAAUAAAUGCAAACACGUUGCAGGUGCGGGCAAAAAAGUGUUGCAAAUUCAAUUCAGUUGGAAUCGCAAAAAUCAAAGUAAACAAGCAAGAAAAGUCCCAACGACUGCCUAAUACUCGAUUGUUGAAUAGUGUCUUAAAUUAAAUCAAGUUGACAGCACGUGGUCGCUAAUCAAACAGAAUUGAACUGUUAAAUGGCUGCCGAGGCCUAUUUGUGCGUCAAUAUUUAAAGCCGCCCAUAGAAAGACACAGGCGACUGAAGCGAACGUGCGCGAACUGAGAUCUGGAGGCUAAUGCAACGAGCACAGCCACAAGGGCUGAAGAUGACAGAAAGCCAUUUGCCGGGCACAGUUUGAGUUGGUCUCAUCAUCAAUUACCCCUUCCAGCGUUGGCCAUUACAGCCGUUCAGCUAGCCAAACAGCAGGAGGGGCGACAACAGGCAACAGGCGUCGACAACAGGUCGUCAAGGAGCUGCGUCCUCUCAGCCAUAUAAGUGGGCAACUACGUGACUUUGUCAGCACACGCAGCUGGAGCCGCAGUCAAGCGUUUAACUGAAGAGCAUCGCCUACUCGCUGAAAGCCUGGGCCAGAUUUACCUGAUGUGGGGACAGGUGCAAUGAAUGUAUGCCGCGCUCGUUGACACAAUAACUAACAAUCAUGACCGAUGUGUCAGCUGCCGCAGGCAGGGCCUGCGAUAGAACCGAGGCGCCAGUCGAGUCCGCGUCUAAGACAACAUCUCAAGCACUCACCAAUGGUGCCACAAGACAACCGCUAACAGUAGCAGCAGCAUCAACAGCAGCAGCAGCAGCAGCAACGGCAACGGCAAUAGCCACGGCAACGACAGCAGCAACAACAUCACCGACAGCAACAACCGCAACUGCAACCGUAAGCAAACAAGUUAAGUCCGAACGUCACUUGCAAAGCAACAACAAUCAACAUGUAGAAACGGCAACGCCCCCGAAUCCGUCAAAGCUGUCCACCGACAGUGAGACGUGUGCGCCUGCGGCUACAGCGAAUGCCAAAUCCAGCAGCUUCAGUAGCAGCAGCAGUAAGACGACGGCCACACAGCAAGAUGUGGACGAGGUGGCUCGCCUGUUCGAAGAGAAGCCCGAGGCCUUUGAGAAAUGGCUAACGGAACGUGCACCGCCCGAGGCGCUGAGUCGCCUACACGAGUUCAUUGAGAGCCGCAAGCCGCACAAGCGGCCCUCGGUCACUUCGGACUUGUUUCAGCAAUGGAUGGCCUCGCCCACAGUGCAGCAGAAGUCGCCGCGCAAGUUAUCCAAUUCGUCGGUGCAUGCACUGCCCGAGAGUCGACGCCAUUUGAUGGAAUUAGAUGAGGGCGAGCUCUUCAUGGAGCUGAUACGUGACGUGGCCAACGAGCUGGACAUCGAUGUGCUUUGCCAUAAGAUAUUGGUGAACGUUGGCCUGCUAACCCAUGCGGAUCGUGGAUCUCUCUUUCUGGCCAAGGGCACGCCCCACAACAAGUACCUGGUGGCCAAGCUCUUUGACGUCACACAAAAGACAGCACUCAAGGAUGCGGUGACGCGGGCGCGAGCCGAGGAGAUCAUCAUACCGUUUGGCAUUGGCAUUGCUGGCAUGGUGGCCCAGACAAAGCAGAUGAUUAACAUCAAGGAGGCCUACAAGGAUGCGCGGUUCAAUUGUGAAAUCGAUUUGAAGACCGGCUACACAACCAACGCCAUACUCUGCAUGCCCAUCUGCAAUUACGAGGGCGACAUCAUAGGCGUGGCGCAAAUCAUCAAUAAAACCAAUGGCUGCAUGGAGUUCGACGAGCACGAUGUGGAAAUAUUUCGCAGAUAUCUAACGUUCUGCGGCAUUGGCAUACAGAAUGCCCAGCUCUUCGAGAUGUCCGUCCAGGAGUACAGGCGCAAUCAAAUCCUUUUGAAUCUGGCGCGCAGCAUCUUCGAGGAGCAGAACAAUCUCGAGUGCCUUGUCACCAAAAUCAUGACCGAGGCGCGGGAGCUGCUCAAAUGCGAGCGCUGCUCCGUUUUUCUAGUGGAUCUCGACUGCUGCGAGGAGAGCCAUUUGGAAAAGAUAAUCGAGAAGCCUCAUCAGCUCCAGCAGCGCACCUCGCGUGCCAUUAUGAGUGGCGACAGCUUCGAGGAAAAGCAAAAGAUGCGCAAUCGCUUCACCGUGCUCUUCGAGCUGGGCGGGGAAAAUCAUGCGGCGAAUGUGUCGCGGCCCUCCAUCAGCGAUCUGAGCCACUCGACGCUGGCGCAGAUUGCCCAAUUCGUGGCCACCACCGGGCAAACGGUGAACAUUUGCGAUGUUCACGAUUGGGUUCGGGAGCACAAUCAAAUACGCGCCGAGAGCGAGAUCGACAGCACCCAUGCCAUACUCUGCAUGCCCAUUGUGAAUGCCCAGAAGACGGUCAUUGGCGUGGCCCAGUUGAUUAACAAGGCAAACGGUCUGCCCUUUACCGAAUCGGAUGCAUCCAUAUUCGAGGCAUUUGCCAUAUUCUGCGGCCUGGGCAUACACAACACACAGAUGUACGAGAACGCCUGCAAGCUGAUGGCCAAGCAGAAGGUGGCCCUGGAGUGCCUCAGCUAUCAUGCCACGGCCAGUCAGGAUCAGACAGAGAAACUCACCCAGGACCCCAUUGCCGAGGCCGAAUCGUACAAUUUGUACAGCUUCACUUUUACGGACUUUGACCUGAUUGAUGAUGACACCUGUCGUGCAGUGCUGCGCAUGUUCAUGCAAUGCAAUCUCGUCUCCCAGUUUCACAUACCCUACGACGUGCUCUGCCGCUGGGUGCUGAGCGUUCGCAAGAACUAUCGCCCAGUCAAAUAUCACAAUUGGCGACAUGCUCUGAACGUGGCUCAGACAAUGUUCGCAAUGCUGAAGACGGGCAAAAUGGAACGUUUUAUGACCGACCUAGAGAUACUGGGCCUGCUGGUGGCCUGCCUGUGCCACGAUCUGGAUCAUCGCGGCACCAACAAUGCAUUCCAAACCAAAACUGAAUCCCCGCUGGCUAUACUCUAUACCACCAGCACCAUGGAACAUCAUCAUUUCGAUCAAUGUGUUAUGAUACUCAACUCCGAGGGCAACAAUAUAUUCCAGGCUUUGUCGCCCGAAGAUUAUCGCUCCGUCAUGAAGACUGUCGAGAGCGCUAUACUCUCGACCGAUUUAGCAAUGUAUUUUAAGAAACGGAACGCGUUUCUCGAGCUGGUUGAGAAUGGCGAAUUCGAUUGGCAGGGCGAGGAGAAGAAGGAUUUACUGUGCGGCAUGAUGAUGACGGCCUGCGAUGUGAGCGCCAUAGCCAAGCCUUGGGAGGUGCAGCAUCGCGUUGCCAAGCUAGUGGCCGAUGAGUUCUUCGAUCAAGGCGAUCUCGAGAAGCUGCAGCUUAAUACACAGCCCGUGGCCAUGAUGGAUAGGGAGCGCAAGGAUGAGCUGCCCAAAAUGCAGGUUGGUUUCAUAGAUGUCAUUUGUCUGCCACUCUAUCGUGUGCUGUGCGACACAUUCCCCUGGAUAACGCCAUUGUACGAGGGCACGCUGGAGAACAGACGCAAUUGGCAGGAUUUGGCGGAGAAAGUGGAGAUGGGCCUCACCUGGAUCGAUCACGACACGAUCGAUAAGCCCGUUGAGGAGUUUGCCGGCUGUGCCGAUGAGGAGAUCAAGGACAUUGAGUUCACCGUGACAACGCUCAACUGCAACCAGCAUGGAGGCAGCGCCAGCGGCGGCGGAGAGGACACUCACACACCGGAGCACCAGCGCAGCAGCUCACGGCUGAGCAUCAAGAAGACGGGCGCUUUGGGCAAGGUGGUGCGCUCGAAGCUAUCGAAGACGCUCUACAACAGCAUGGACGGCUCGAAGCCAAAGACAUCGCUCAAGCUGCUCGAGUCGCAUGUCAGCGAGGAUAUGGACGACAAGAGUCCGACCAGUCCAUCUCAGCCGCAUUCUGGCAGCGUUGGACGCAUGUCCGCCUCCUCGUCCACAUCGUCAGCUGGCACCGUCGACAAGAGCAAGAAGCGCUCCAAGCUGUGCGCAUUAUUAUGACGAAAGCCGUCUAAUUAGAGUUUGGUGACCCCCUCCAAUGCGGCUGGCAGUGAGACUGACAAAAGCGGAGGGGGGCUGACCGAAAUCUAAUUGGCUGAAUAGUUUGGCUGGACAGUGUGCAUAGCAACAAAAUGCCAGCCAUAAAGCCUACAAUUAAAAUCUCGAAUGACAUUGUCUUUAACUAACUAACCAACUAACUAACUAUAGUAACUAACUAAUUAAUGUGUAGUUCAAGUUGAAUGAGAACAGCUCUUGUUUGCUCUACGUGUAUAUGCCUAUAAGUAGAGAACAAUAUACCCACUCACACACACCAACACCCACACCCAAACACCCACACACGCACACACCCAUACAGCAAAGAUAAUUGCAAUAUUAUACCUAAGUGAAUGUCAAAUCAUGUGAUCUAUUUAAGGUCCUAAAGGCCAAAGCGCAUGCGCAUUAAGCCUUUUGGUAUAUUAUCUCUCUCUCUCUCUCUCUCUCUCUCUCUCUCCUCCUCUCUCUCUCUCUCCGUUUUUCUAGCUUUGAAUCUGAACGAAUCGUAAUUCUAAGCUCUUAGAUGUUUGUACACCUCACGAAGUCAAAUAUAUGUACUAUAUAGAUAAUCAAUACAAAUGUGUUAAGUAGUUCUCUUUCGUAAUCGAAACGUGCUAGUCAAACGUAUAAAAUACCAGAUAUUUACAUAGCAUAUGGAUAUGUUUAAGCAAGAAAUUUGAUGAGGCUAUGCAUGACUAAGCUAUCUAGGGCUAUCGAAAUUGCCGUGCCCCAAAUAACUAUUACAACUAGUCCGCAUGUGAUAAAUAUAUACACGUGUUGUACUCGUACUCUUAAAAUAUAGAUGGCAUUACCAAAUCCAAGUCCCUAUAUACUACUAUGUUUAACUAUAUUUAAGCAGCUGAUUCAACAAAAAACAGAACUUGUGAAAAAUAUAAACUAUAGCAAUAUUUUCUGAUAUUUCUAGACUA